This is a messenger RNA of Triticum dicoccoides, 542 nucleotides long. RefSeq names its product zinc finger protein 2-like. The transcript has a single exon. NCBI's taxonomy places the organism in Eukaryota, Viridiplantae, Streptophyta, Magnoliopsida, Poales, Poaceae. The coding region runs from base 73 to 438 and encodes 121 amino acids. The record is from RefSeq and is a predicted model, not a curated record. Gene Ontology annotation, molecular function: DNA-binding transcription factor activity.
UCUCUCUCACACACACGCACGCACAUUAACCAUAUACGAGACACGGCAAUAACUCAGGCAGGAGCGAGCACUAUGGAACGAGCGAGCAGCGGCAGCGCACAGGACGAUGAGCUCAGCCUUGAGCUUACCCUGGCCGCCAUGGCGUCGGCGCCUGGCACACCGGACGGCUUCUUCCUCUGCGUCCACUGCGACCGCAAGUUCCGCAGCUCGCAGGCUCUCGGCGGCCACCAGAACGCGCACAAGCAAGAGCGUGCCGCCAAGCGCCGGCGAGAGGCUGCCGUGGCAGCCACCCGCUCACAUGAAUCAAGGUCAAGGAAGGCGGGGGGGAUGCAUGCUGCUACUGCUACUCGGAUUGCCGCACCUGCAGACGGCAAGCAGGGCGGGAGCUCGUCCAAGCGUGGCGGCAACGACGAGGUGGACUUGUCUCUCCGGCUAUAAGGGAUCCCUCCAUCGAUGUUCUAAUAUACGAGGAUUCGUGCUAUUUCCUGCUAGGUAAGUCGGAAUCUAGCUACUUUGGUUUGGAAAAAAAUGUUUUACCUUCU